AUGGUUUCGUUCGUCUUGGUAGAGGCGGAGUCUCAAGAUGUCCUUAUGAACCUCAUUCAAUAUCUGACUGGGAACUCUUUGAAGUUCACUGUGGCUACAGAUAUUCGCAGACUUUUCUCACGAACAUAUCUGGAUAUUGAUAGCAGUUGUGCCGGUGAUGUAUCAUCCUCGACCGGACAUGCUAAUCUUCAUCAGAGAAGCGAUCUCAACAUCUCCUCUGGUGUUCCGUCUCAGUUCGGUGGUGUAGUGCCGAAUUUGUUUGGUAUGAUGCCGAAGACCGAGCCAGAAACUUCAUUCGCCAAUCGUUGGUUAUCAUCAAUGCAAAAUGGUUCCCACGAAAUGACGAAUGCAGAACUGUUAUGCGAUACAUCGCCGUACAUAGAUACUUAUCCAUCUGUAAAUACGAAUUCCCUCGAAUCACGAGCUCAUCAGAUUUUCGCCACCGGCACUAAUCAACAGCGUGGACACAAGCGUUCAUGGCAUGGUGGCCACCACAAUAGCAAUACGCAUUUGCUGCCAAACUCAAGCAUGACCGUCGCAAAAACUGAAGAACCUGAGAAAAAAGAGAAAAUGCGUGAGGUCGCAUGUCAGCUCUGUGGAAAACGGAUAACAAUGCGCCGCUGCAAUCUUCGCCACCAUGCCGCUGUAGUUCAUUCAGGAAUUGAAAGGUAUGCUUGUCGAUGUGGUUAUACGACUGUUCAUCGUAAUACGAUCAUCCGUCACAUGCUGAAACAUUCCGCUGUCGAAGGCGAGAAAGAAUACGAGUUCACGGAUAUGCUAACGCCAGCCGAAGCAGAGCAAAUCGAAAGGCUUGCGGAAGAGUGCUUCCGAGAGUACCGCAUUGUACCGCGAAGUACUGAAGAGGCAGACGAAACUGUGCGUUCUAUGGAGACCAGCGGCGUCGAAGGUCAUACUGAGGAAGUGGGCACUAAUGGUCUUGAGCUGAACGCUCAUGAUCAGGAACUAGAUACUCACGAUCAAGAGCUGGGCACUCAAGGACAAUAG
Haemonchus placei is the source of this 1005-nucleotide messenger RNA. NCBI's taxonomy places the organism in Eukaryota, Metazoa, Nematoda, Chromadorea, Rhabditida, Trichostrongylidae. The record is from the annotation of a GenBank genome assembly.